AUGGCCUUUUCAUCCUCGCGUAAAGGCAGGCCAAGGGACAAUAGACCGGCUGAAGCAUUUGAAGACGAUCCAGGAGAAGGGCCGAUGCAAGAACAAGAAAAUGGAAGUGCCGGGCGCACAAAUGAUGUGAGCCCGGGCAGCUAUGCAAGGGUUGUCACCAAGUCACCAGCCAUGAAUAAUGCUCUGGAGCCACGACCAGAUGAUCGGGCAGAAGCGCCCCCAGCAUUGUGGCAGUGGAAGUGGCGAACCGGCAAUGCGCGCCCUGGACGAUUGCAGCAUGCCGAUUCCGAGGAACAAUUGGGGGCCUUUUACGAGAGGUAUCUCCCCGCCCUACGCGUCGUGCUCGGGCAUGUCAAGAAAAGGGACGAAGCGAAAAACAUUCCUUUCCAACCAAUUGCCCUUAGCCACAACAAGUCCGCUUUUGAGCCUUUUGACAAGUUUUUCGCGCGGCCAUGGUCGGGCGUGUCGCUCUUGAGAGGCAAAACAAGACGAGACGAGACGAGUGAUGAUCUGUCGACGCUACAGCCUGGUCGGAACGAUUGGUGGGCUAUACAUAGCAGUGGAGCGCGGGGACACACUGCGAUGAUCCUGGCUCAUGUCCACGGCGCUAGAGUAGGGGAACCGGCAGGAUCCAAGUAG
Molecule: messenger RNA, 639 nt
Organism: Exophiala spinifera
Lineage: Eukaryota; Fungi; Ascomycota; Eurotiomycetes; Chaetothyriales; Herpotrichiellaceae
Exons: 2
Coding region: 1-639 (212 amino acids)
Source: RefSeq, a predicted model, not a curated record